GCGCAUGCGUCGCUGUGGUCCGGCGGCGACAACCGCGGCCAUAGAGAAGUUUUGCGCUCUGGCUGUCAACUUCCGCUACCCAAUCGUCACACGAGGUUCUCUUUGCUCCCCUCUCCCAGACGCGUCUUCAACCCAGGAAAUGGUAUAUACCAUAACCUUAACGAUAUGGCAUAGCCGUUAGGAAGUUAAGCGUUAGUGUCAAGUCUUUCUUUCUCUCCCCCCCCCGUCGCAGUAGUUGGUUUAGUCCCUGUGCGUAUUCGACAGAAGGCGAUGGACAAUUCCAUUGUUUCAAGAUGGGGGGGGGGGAAUGGAGCUUCCGGCUUUCCUCACGAGAAGCGAAUCUCAUUGCCGACGCUGGUUCGCCCGGUGUGAGACUGACGGACUGAUUCCUUAACCGUUGCGGGCGGGCUAUGCCGUUGCCUCAUGGAGAGCGGCGGGGUCGCCGUGAAGAGGACUCGAGGACGGCGGAGGUCCAGUCGGAGAAGCGACAGAGCCGCUUUGGGGGGCAAAAGGAGCCGAGACCGGACUUGCUCCGGGUCGCCGCCGCCCCGCAAGAAGCUGGGAAGUGGGGAGGAGCAAGACUAUCCUGAGUGUAAUGGCAGUGAAGAUGACUUGUUUGGGGACUACGACAGCUUUUCUGGGAACUCCUCUCUGUUAACCGAAAUAGAAGUUAUAGAACAAAAGGUUGUGCUUUCUCCUGACUUUGUGUUGGAUUCUAAAAGCUUUGAGAGCAGAACUGCUGCCCAGUUACAGAGUGCAGAACAGACAUUUUCAGAAAGUAUGACUUGCUCAAGAAGCGAAACAGAACAUGAUUUCUUGAGCUCUGGGAAAGAACAACAGGAGAGCAAUGUAAAACCUCAAGAUGAUGAUGAUGUUCUAGAAUGCCUGCCAUCAUCGCAGCUUUUAUUUCUUAAACAGUCCAAUGAAUGUUUUGCUGGCCCUGAUGCAAUAGCAGAUGUAAAACAAAAAGACUGUCAUAUGAAUGGCUGCCCUGACACGACUUCAAAUCAGUCUUAUUGCUACAAAACAGAAUAUAAUAAAGAUAAUGAACCAUCUACAAGUGAACUAUCUGCAAUUGCUUUGGCUGACCCGAGCAGGAGAAAAAGCCUUAAAGAUCUUCUCAAAAGUGCAAUGACUGGAAAUGCAAGAGCUCCAGCUCCAUUGGUGUCUAAAAGCAAAGAGCUCAAGGAAUCUGUUGAAGCUAAAGAGACUGGUCAUGCUGAGGAAACAGCUGAUGCUUCAUUUGUUGAUAUUGGUCCUUUUUAUGGUUUACCUACCAAAGUCAAGGAGCUACUGGUAAAGUGUCGAGGAAUUGAAAACCUUUAUGAUUGGCAGCAUGAUUGUUUAACAUUAGAAUCACUGAAACAGAGAAAAAAUUUAAUAUACUCCUUACCAACCAGUGGUGGAAAAACACUUGUAGCUGAAAUUUUAAUUCUUCAAGAAUUGCUGUGCAGGCAAAUGGAUGUGUUAAUGAUCCUUCCUUAUGUGGCCAUAGUUCAGGAGAAGGUUGGGAAUUUAUCAGGUUUUGGAAUGGAACUGGGUUUUCUGGUUGAAGAGUAUGCAGGAAGUAAAGGAAAAAUUCCACCUGUCAAGAGAAGGCUAAAGAAAUCCUUGUAUGUUUCUACUAUUGAGAAAGGACACAGCCUGGUGAAUUCCUUAAUAGAAACAGGACGAAUCAGUGACUUGGGUCUAGUUGUAGUUGAUGAGCUCCACAUGAUUGGAGAAGGAAGUCGUGGAGCCAUUCUAGAAAUGACACUUGCAAAGAUAAUCUACACAAGUAAGACUACUCAGAUCAUUGGCAUGAGUGCAACGUUAAGCAAUGUUGGAGACCUGCAGCAGUUUUUGAAAGCGGAAUACUACACCAGUAAUUUCAGGCCAGUAGAAUUAAAAGAAUAUGUUAAAAUACAAGACAGCAUCUAUGAAGUUGACAGCACUGCAGAAAACGGCUUUACAUUUUCACGUCUCCUUGAUUAUAAGUAUUCUAGUAAUCUUCAGAAGAUAGACCCAGAUCAUCUUAUUGCCUUGGCAACAGAAGUUAUUCCAAAGUACUCCUGCCUCAUCUUUUGUCCCACUAAAAAGAACUGUGAAAAUGUAGCUGAAACAAUAUGCAAGUACUUGAAGAGAGAGUAUAAAACCAUCAGGGACAGGGAAAAACGGGACCUUAUUGAAGAUUUAACCAACAUUUGCAAUGGAAGACUUUGUCCAGUACUGAAGCGAACAAUUCCUUUUGGAGUUGCCUAUCACCACAGCGGCCUUACCAGCGAUGAAAGAAAACAAAUCGAAGAAGCCUAUUCUUCAGGCAUCCUCUGUCUCCUGACCUGUACCUCUACCCUUGCGGCUGGAGUAAACCUGCCAGCUCGAAGGGUCAUCUUAAGAGCUCCAUACGUUGCCACCGAAUUCAUGAAGAAGAAUCAGUAUAAGCAGAUGAUUGGCAGAGCCGGUCGUGCUGGCAUUGACAGUGCUGGCGAAAGCAUUCUUAUAGCGCAAACAAAAGACAAACAGCUGGUUCGAAACUUAGUACACAGCCCUUUAGAAAGCUGUUACAGCAACCUCUUGCUUGAGCGCAACAGAGGAAUUCGGAGCUUGAUCCUCUCUUUAGUAGGCUUGAAGGUAGCAACCAGCCCCGAAGAAGUUAACCACUUUAUGUGCUGUACUUUGAUUAGCAUCCAACCCCAGCUUCUGCCUAAGGGGAAAAGUCUGUGUAAUGUAACUGUGGAGGCGUUGCAGUGGUUGAAACAAAAUGGGCUACUAAAGGAAAGAGAAAAGUGUGAGAGUGAACACCAACUGCAGCAUAAUUUAGAGAUCACUCACCUGGGUCAAGCCACUUACAAAGGUUCUGUUGAUCUGUCAUAUUGUGAUACACUCUAUGGAGACCUUAAGAAAGGCCUUGAGGGGCUAAUCCUUGAGAGCUGCCUUCAUUUACUCUACCUGACAACGCCGUAUGAUAUGGUUUCCCAAUGUAACCCAGAUUGGAUGAUCUAUUUUAAACAGUAUAAUCAGCUGACCCCAGUAGAACAGCAAGUAGCAGCUGCGGUUGGAGUGCCAGAGAGCUUUAUAGCAAAAAAGGCUUCUGGACAAGCCAUCAGGAAGGAUGUGGACAGCAGCAUUGUCGGUAGACUAUACUUGUCCUUUGUUCUUCACGCACUAUUAAAAGAGACCAACAUAUGGAGUGUGGCAGAAAAAUUUAACACAUCUCGUGGAUUUGUUCAAACCCUCCUUAAUUCAGCUGCUGCGUUCUCCUCCUCCAUUCUGCAUUUCUGUGAGGAACUGGAUGAAUUUUGGGUUUAUAAAGCUCUCUUCAUGGAACUUAGCAAGAAAUUGACCUAUUGUGUUAAGGCAGAGCUCAUUCCUCUUAUGGAAGUGGCAGGAGUUUUGGAGGCCCGAGCCAAGCAACUCUACAAUGCAGGAUAUAAAACGUUAGCACACUUGGCGAAUGCAAAUCCAGAAGUGCUGGUGAAGACUAUUGAGCAUAUGUCCAGACGUCAGGCUCGGCAAAUAGUUUCAUCUGCAAAGAUGCAUCUGGCUGAAAAGGCAGAGUCUUUACAAGAAGAGGCUGAAGCACUUCUGCGAAUACCUGCGGAUAUUCCUUGAAGCUUUCGGAUCACUCUUCAGUAUGAACGUGAAAAUCAGACACUUAAUUCACAACUCUCUCUCUCAAAAUAUAUAAAUAUAUCAGGUUGUAAAUAUAUAUCUUUGUAGUUUGCUGUAUAUAAACUUGAUUUUACAAUAAUAAUAAUCCCCCCCCCAAAA
This is a messenger RNA of Heteronotia binoei (common prickly gecko), 3750 nucleotides long. It is a transcript of the gene HELQ, whose product is annotated as helicase, POLQ like. Bases 424 to 3591 code for a protein of 1055 amino acids. Lineage: Eukaryota; Metazoa; Chordata; Lepidosauria; Squamata; Gekkonidae. The record is from RefSeq and is a predicted model, not a curated record. Gene Ontology annotation, molecular function: ATP binding; nucleic acid binding. The transcript has 18 exons.